Molecule: messenger RNA, 973 nt
Organism: Trametes versicolor FP-101664 SS1
Lineage: Eukaryota; Fungi; Basidiomycota; Agaricomycetes; Polyporales; Polyporaceae
Exons: 4
Source: RefSeq, a predicted model, not a curated record
GCACUCUCUGUCACUCUGUGGCUUCUGACCAGGAACCAUCUGAUGUCCAUGAACUCUACACAUGUCCACCUUUGCUGCAAUUAUCCAUGGGCGUGUAUGUGCACACCAUCGCCACAGCCCAACGAUCAACGGUGCGUCGUACCCGCCGUAGAACAGACUUUCGCAGUACACGGAGGUUCGUAAAUCCGAGCUUCGAUGUAUAUUCUGCUAGCUGCGAUCGCGCUCAAGUCCUUAUACCGGUCUUUACCGUGCCUGGAGUCUCUCGACACACUUCCGAGUCCAACAUCUAGCUCAAACCUUUGGCGGUCGUGGAUACCGUAUCACGCCUAGUCAUCAGGAAUCUACACAUGGCUCGACCUAAACGUAAAGAGAGCCUCCACGCGGUCCUCUUCUCUAGCUCAAAGUUUAGGUCGUAACUUCGUCGUACGCGCUCGGUCUUGGCGUACAGUCGAUCCUUCUGUUCUCUGCCGGGGGGUGACGCCGAGAGAGGUCGCUGUCAAACAACACGCUACCCCCUUUUACGUCGAGAUGAGGACACCUCUUUUCCGAGGGCGUGUCCGGUCCACCCAAGCUCGCUGCUCGAGGGAAUAUCGUAGCGGGACUCACACCAUGAUCAGCCGGGUCCACUGGCAGCAGCGCAAUACGACGAAGACCUUCUUUCCCCUUCUGGCCACCCCUGUAUGGCAUUCGGAUGGCUGCGGAUACCAGCGAGGGCAGAGCGUUCAGCCGACGCCUAGCUUACCGUGUCCUCGAAUCCCACUUCCGUUGUUCACCACACCCUUGCCACCCACCGCUUUCCACGUUCAUAUCCGAACCGCCGGAGUUCAGAUCGAGAUAAACGUGCGGCCAGCUGUGGCACAAAGUCGAGUACGUACCAAAACACGAGUGCGCGCCCUGGCCUCUCUAGCUGCGUGCCUUCUGGCCCUUCUUGCGCUUCGUAGGUCGUGUGGCCUCCCCAAGUCAGCAUUCACGC